GUGUAAUGAUGGCAGUGGAUGUUAUAGUGGAUGGAUUGAAAGCUAUCUCUAAACCAGUCACAACCCCAGAAGAAAUUGCCCAGGUUGCAACAAUUUCGGCCAAUGGUGACGAAGAAAUUGGUAAUUUGAUCUCGCAAGCAAUGAAGAAAGUUGGUAAAGAUGGUGUGAUUACGGUCAAGGAUGGCAAGACUUUACACGAUGAGUUGGAAAUUAUUGAGGGUAUGAAAUUUGAUAGGGGAUAUAUUUCACCAUAUUUCAUCAAUACGGCUAAAGGGCAGAAAAUUGAAUUCCAAGAUGCACUUUUACUUCUGUGUGAAAAGAAAAUUUCCAGUAUACAACAAAUAGUUCCAGCAUUAGAAUUGGCAAAUACACAAAGAAAACCACUAGUUAUUAUUGCUGAAGAUAUUGAUGGUGAGGCUUUGAGUACAUUAGUUCUUAACAG
Messenger RNA from Saccoglossus kowalevskii, 442 nucleotides. RefSeq names its product 60 kDa heat shock protein, mitochondrial-like. Gene Ontology annotation, biological process: protein refolding. The record is from RefSeq and is a predicted model, not a curated record. NCBI's taxonomy places the organism in Eukaryota, Metazoa, Hemichordata, Enteropneusta, Harrimaniidae. Gene Ontology annotation, molecular function: ATP-dependent protein folding chaperone; ATP binding.